AUGGUUUGUCCACCCCACCAGGCAUGGUUCGUCACCACAUGCAUGCACGUCAUCCCCAUCAACCAUCCGUCUGCCCCAUCUCUCCCACCUCUCAUCCCACCCAUGUUACCACCAGGCACGGCUCAUCGCUCUCAUAACCAUCUGCCUGCCUCAUCCCUCCCGCCCCACCAGGCAUGGUUCGUCACCACGUGCAUGCACGUCAUCCCUAUCAACCGCCGCAAGUUCUCCCAGCAAGAGGUACGGUUUUCUGAGAGUUCUAAAAAACCGCAAGUUCUCCCAGCAAGAGGAUGCCAAGCCAAGCUGCCCUGCUCUCAUCACUCUCUCCCUUCGCUCAUCACUCUCUCCCUGCUCUCAUCACUCUCUCCCUGCUCUCAUCACUCUCUCCCUGCUCUCAUCACUCUCUCCCUGCUCUCAUCACCCUCUCCCUGCUCUCAUCACUCUCUCCCUGCUAUCAUCACUCUGUCCCUGCUCUCAUCACUCUCUCCCUGCUCUCAUCACUCUCUCCCUGCUCUCAUCACUCUGUCCCUGCUCUCAUCACUCUCAGCUGGACACUCUACUAGAGCUCAAGGCAACCAGCAGCCGUCAUCCUUCCACAGCAGUGCUCAUAUACCCUUCCUUGCUCUCCUUGCUCUAUCCUUUCCCCCUGUUUCUCUCCUCCUCCCUCUCUCCCACUCCCGCCUUCACCACCAGCUCGACACCCUACUAGAGCUUAAGCUCGACACCCUACUGCAGCUCAAGGCAGCCAGCGGUCCCCAUCGCCCCACAGCAGUCCUCAUCUUCCUCUCGUUCUCCGUUACCCUACCCUUUUUCCUCCCUCCCUCCCUUUCCCACCACCAGCUCGACACCCUACUGCAGCUCAAGGCAGCCAGCGGCCCCCACCGCCCCACAGCAGUACUCAUAUUCCCCGAGGGCACGCGCUCCUUGACUGGAUCCCUGCAGCCCUUCAAGUCAGGCGUGGGGCUGCUGGCAGAGCAGCUGGACGUGCCUGUCGUGCCUGUGUGCGUGCAGGUGAGCACUAAUGUCCGAAUGAGUGAGACAUUACCCUUAAAGUCAGGCGUGGGGUUGCUGGCAGAGCAGCUGGACGUGCCUGUCGUGCCUGUGUGCGUGCAGGGCACCUUUGAAGCUCUACCGAAGGGUCGCACCAUUCCCCUGCGUAGGCGGGUGACUGUGGAGUUCGGGCGGCCUCUGGACGUUCAGGAGUAUCUUCAGGUGGCCCAGGUGGCGCCACCAGAUGCUGCUGUCGUCUCUCCCCCAGCAAGCACUCAGGGCGAUGCCGUUCAGAGCACAUCAGCCCCAGGCCCAUCAGCAUCUGAAGAUACAGAACGGGCCAUGAGACGAGCAGCACACAGGCGAUUCGCGGACGCCCUUCAGAGCAGCGUGGCAGAUAUGGCUGCGCGGAGCAAGGGCAGGGGCGCACAGGGAGAGACAGGGACACGGACUGCAGCUGCUGUUGCUGCGGCCAGCUUUGGCGGUGUUUCUCCUGAGGGCAUCUCUCAGGCAAGCUAUGCUGCAGCGGCAUCGUUGCUAGCCUGUGUGCCUAAUCAACCAGGGGAAACGGCAGGGCUUGUUGCUGCUCUUGUCCUCUGCUGUGCCUUGCUGAUUGUUGGAUUCAGGCCCAUUGCUGACUGGGCAGGGCCGUAUCUGUUCUUCCCCUUGGAUGAUCAGGAAGAGAUGCAGUAG
Closterium sp. Naga37s-1 is the source of this 1680-nucleotide messenger RNA. Lineage: Eukaryota; Viridiplantae; Streptophyta; Zygnematophyceae; Desmidiales; Closteriaceae. The record is from the annotation of a GenBank genome assembly.